Molecule: messenger RNA, 3375 nt
Organism: Nematolebias whitei (Rio pearlfish)
Lineage: Eukaryota; Metazoa; Chordata; Actinopteri; Cyprinodontiformes; Rivulidae
Gene: nbr1a
Product: NBR1 autophagy cargo receptor a
Exons: 22
Coding region: 126-3248 (1040 amino acids)
Biological process (GO): macroautophagy
Cellular component (GO): phagophore assembly site
Molecular function (GO): ubiquitin binding
Source: RefSeq, a predicted model, not a curated record
CCCGUAUUUUUCCCCGACGCAGCUGACGAUGUAAACAAGAGCGAAGGCAGUCGAGGGCAACGGGUAUCAAGCAGGCCCGCCGUCAUCGCAAAUGGUAGCCGUUAAAUAGACAUAGGAAGGCCGUCAUGGGGCUCCCUGUUACUAUCAAAGUGAACUUCCGCGGCAACGUGAAGAGGUUUCUGGCACAGGACUUGGACAAACUGGAGUGGGAGUACGUGGAAGCCUGGAUCAAAGCAUCAUUUGGGAUCAACCACUUUCAAGUGAAAUACUUUGAUGAAGACAACGAAGAGAUUUGCAUAAACAGUCAAGAUGAGUAUGAAGAAGCCAUCAAGAGCGCAGAGAAGCAGGGCAACCAGUUGCACAUGAACGUGUACAAGAUGAAAGGACAGGCCUGUGGAGGCCCGCUGAAAACGGAGGUGAAGGAGCUCAAAGGAGACCUCCGACCUGCUCCUCCUUACCCAUCAAGAGUCAAAACAGUAGACAAAGGCACCCAGGUCACUCCAGAGCGUGAAACUGUACCAGUAAAGGACAACAAGGGGAACAAACCUGAAGAUGAACCCCCUCCCAUGUGGUUCAGAUCGUACAUGGAGAAGUUUAAGGAUGAAGUUGUGAAGGAGGUAGUGGAAAGGAUGUGCAAUGACUUUUCCGGCCAGUGUUGUACCCACAAAUCCUCUGAUGGGUUCCAGGAGCUCAGCGGUGCUUGCGGAGGUCCUCUGGGACCUGUACCGGGCCCCUCCACCUCUAACGGAUCGCUCGGCUACACUCCGAACUGCAGCACCUGCAACAAACUCACCUCCGAUGGGGCUUACAAGUGCAGUGUGUGUCCGUCCUGCAUCCUGUGUGAGACGUGCAGACAAAGCCACGAUCCGAGUCACAGCCUCGUUAGAACCAAGACGCCGCUCUCCAUCCCCGAGCAUGGAAUGUCAGGAGAGUUUAGGUUCCCGAGGCGAGGAGACAGAACUGUGCGCAAGGCCGAGAGACAGCGCCUCAAAGCUGAAAGAAGGCAGCUGAGAGCAGAAGUGAAGGAAAUCAAGAAGAAACUGAGACUGGAGAAGAGGGGGCUGCAGUUGAGUGGACCCUCUACCUCAGGCAGAGCCAACUUGACAAGCAUGGCCUCGGCGUCCAUCCAGGUCCCAGCCAUGUCCCCUCCCGCCGCCUCAGAAACAGCUACAGUCCAAGACCCCAUCUCAGCCCCGGUCCCUGACCCCCAGGACUCCAGUCCAGAGGGUCCUGGGGUCUCGAACGCGUCCUUGGUGCCCACUAUGGCUGCCUUGUUUCUGGAUGAAAAUCUGCCUGAUGGCACCCGUCUGGAGCCUGAUACCAAGUUCAUCAAAUACUGGAAGAUGAAGAACUCGGGCACAGUCAGCUGGACCUCAGAGACUAAGCUAGUGUUCAUGUGGGGGAACCUCGGCCUGGCGUCAGAGGAGAGGAGGGAGGUGCCUGUGCCCCUGCUGCUUCCCGGACAAGUGGGAGUGGUCAGUGUGGCGUUUGUUGCUCCGGUCAUGGAAGGAACGUACACCUCCCACUGGCGGCUGGCGCACUGCGGGUGUCAGUUUGGCCCGCGGGUCUGGUGCAGCAUUGUGGUCGACCCUGGCAGCAGCCGCAGCGCGCUCGGGCACCAAAGCAAACGAUUGAAGGAGGAGGUGAAGCCAGUGGAGAAGGAGGUAAGAUCCGGGACCAGUGGUUCUGCCUUCACUGUAGACCUCCCCCAUGAAGACUACUACUUUCCAUCAGUUGACCUGCUGACUGCACAGGAUCUCCUGUCCUUUGAGUUGUUGGACAUAAACAUUGUGCAAGAGUUGGAAAAGGUUCCCAACAACACUCCUGUUGAUUUGACCCCCUGCAUAUCGCCUCUUCCUCAUGAUGCACCUGUGCUGGACAAGUCCAUCACUUCACUGAUAAAAGAGGACACAGACGGAGUUGGGAAACCAUUUGGACUGAAACCAGCGCUGCAGGAGGUGUUGGAGUCUGUAGCCCAGGAGGAGGAGAAGGAGGAGGAGAUCAGUGGAGCUCAGUUCCUCUGUGAGACGGUUAUCCGCUCCCUCACUUUGGAGGAAGCCCCCGACCACAGACCCCUGCGAAGAGCCCAGCACGGCAGCCACAAACCGCGGGUUGUUUCUCGGGGGCCGAGCUUUUGUGUUGAGAAGACGGAGAAGAAAAAAGUGAAAACCGAGGAGCUUGUGGCCGAUAGAGCGGAGAGUUUAGCACCGCCCGUGACCACGAGCCUCAACCGGACCACCCAGAACGAGGAUGAGACGAGACCAGAGGAAGAAGACCUUCAUUUGCAACACGAGAACGAGGACAAAGAAGUUUUGCAAACCGUGAAAAACACUGAGCAGAAAGAGGACGGAGGAACGGGAGAAGAGUGGGAUGAAGUCAGCAGCCAGACGUCCUCGGCCUCCUCCAGCGAUGAAUACAUCAUCGUCCUCCCUGACUGCUUUGACACCAGCCGACCUCUGGGGGAGUCCAUGUACAGCUCGGCCGUGUCGCAGCCCGACACCGUCGCUGCCGGGACCUCCACCGAUCCAGACACGGAGAAAGAGGAGGGCUGUGACGUUGAGCCGUGCAGGGAGGCUCCGCUGACGGAGAGGAAGGAGGAGAUGAUCGCGGUGGAGGAGUCGUUGGACAACACUUGGCCUCCGCAAGUCUCUCCCAUCCACAGCAGCGUGACCCAGAUGUUGUGUGCGUCCCAGACUCUCGACGCCGUGACGCUCACCCCCCAGGUGGUGUCCCUGCCCGUCGUACCUCAAGCCCUGCAUCCGCCGCCGACCCUCUACUCGCCCAGGUCUGAGGCCCUGUAUCUGGCCGAGGAUCCCAGUCCUCCUGCCUGCGAUCCGUACGAGCCGCACCAACCGCGGGUUCACCUAAACUUGUCAUCUGGUUUGUCGAGAUCAGCGGGCUCAGCAUCCAGUGCCUUUGAGACCUACAAUCCUAGACCGAGCAAAGCGCUGCAGCCAAGGGGCCAAGGAGGCAUCACAGAGGGGUUCGUCAAGGGCGCCCUUUCAGUGGCCGCAUCUGCUUACAAGGCUCUCUUCACGGGACCAAACUGUUCCAUACAGCGAGGCAUCGACCCCGCCGCCAGGCAGGACCCUUCCAUGAUGGCCAUGCUGCUGGAGAUGGGCUUCAAGGACCAGCGGCUCAACCAGCAGCUGCUGAGGAAGCACAACUACAGCCUGCUGCACACGGUGAACGAGCUGGUGCAGAUGGCCGAGGAGAGCCAGAACGAAGCGGCCGACCCGCUGCGCUGAAGACGACGCCGAGGCUCCCAGAAUGGCGAUAAUUUAACUUUAGAGCUUAAUCUGAACAUAAUAAUAACCGUAGAGUUCGACUUGUGAAUCUUUUUUAGUUUAACACUACAACGCAAUCAAAAAAAAA